GGCCUACAUACACAGACCGAGAGACAGAGAGAGAGCAAAAAAAAGCAACACAGUGUAGCAAACAGGGAAGCAGGUAAGCGGCGCGUGGAGCAGCCGGAAGCAGCAACAGCAGCAGCAGCAGCAACAGCAGCAGCAUCGCGAUUUGGACGUAGCGCGACAACCGGGAACCCGGCUGACAUUCUUGCGGCCAGCGGGGUGGAGGAUAGGAGGAGGGGGCACCUACACGGCAACGCAUUCUCGCUGGCAGUCCGUCCCUCGCACAGGUUUUUCUCCCUCUCUCCAUCUAAACCGUCGCUUCUUCGUCGUUAAGAUGGCUGACCCAAGCAGCGACGACGGAGAGGCACCGGAGAGCGCGCGCGGCUUCGCCCGACAGGGAGCCCUUCGACAGAAGAACGUGCACGAAGUCAAGAACCACAAGUUCAUCGCGCGCUUCUUUAAGCAGCCUACCUUUUGCAGCCACUGCACAGACUUUAUAUGGGGCUUCGGAAAGCAAGGAUUUCAGUGCCAAGUGUGUUGCUUCGUGGUCCAUAAACGCUGCCAUGAGUUCGUCACCUUCUCCUGUCCGGGCGCAGACAAGGGGCCUGCGUCGGACGACCCUCGUAGUAAACACAAGUUUAAAGUCCACACCUACUCCAGUCCCACCUUCUGCGACCACUGUGGCUCUCUCCUCUAUGGCUUGCUACACCAGGGCAUGAAAUGUGACCACUGCAUGAUGAACAUCCACAAGCGGUGUGUGGCUAAUGUCCCCAGCCUGUGUGGAACAGACCACACGGAGAGGAGAGGACGCAUCUACAUCACUGCCAAGAUGGUGGAGGAAGCUCUCACUGUCACGGUCCAAGAGGCCAGGAAUCUGGUUCCCAUGGACCCCAACGGCCUGUCAGACCCCUACGUCAAGCUGAAGCUGAUCCCAGACCCCAAAAGCGAGAGCAAGCAGAAAACCAAGACCAUCAAAUGCUGCCUCAACCCAACGUGGAACGAGACCUUCAUUUUCAAGUUGAAAGAUACGGACAAAGACCGCCGGCUGUCCGUAGAGAUCUGGGACUGGGACCUGACCAGCAGAAACGACUUCAUGGGCUCCCUCUCUUUCGGCAUCUCAGAGCUCCAGAAACAAGCAGUAGAUGGAUGGUUCAAGCUCCUGGGACAGGAGGAAGGAGAAUAUUUUAAUGUCCCCGUGCAGCCAGAAGGUGAAGAGGGAAACGAGGAGCUACGCCAAAAGUUUGAGAGGGCCCGGGUGGGCCCAGGGAAGUCCAGUGGGGGGGGGGACUCCUCUUCCUCGGUGUGUAGGUACGACAGCAACGGAAACCAGGACCGCGUCAAGCUGUCUGACUUCACCUUCAUCAUGGUGCUGGGCAAGGGCAGCUUCGGGAAGGUGAUGCUAGCCGAGCGCAAGGGCGCAGAGGAGCUGUACGCCAUCAAGAUCCUGAAGAAGGACGUGGUGAUCCAGGACGACGACGUGGAGUGCACCAUGGUGGAGAAGAGGGUGCUGGCCCUGUCCGGGAAGCCACCCUUCCUCACCCAUUUGCACUCCUGCUUCCAGACCAUGGACCGGCUGUACUUUGUGAUGGAGUACAUUAACGGUGGAGACCUGAUGUACCAGAUCCAGCAGGUGGGCAAGUUCAAGGAGCCCCACGCUGUGUUCUACGCUGCCGAGAUCGCCAUCGGCCUUUUCUUCCUGCACUCCAAAGGCAUCGUCUAUCGGGACCUGAAGCUGGACAACGUCAUGCUGGACUCGGAGGGACAUAUAAAGAUUGCUGACUUCGGCAUGUGCAAGGAGAACAUGCUGGACGGGGUCACCACCAAGACCUUCUGCGGCACACCGGACUACAUCGCCCCCGAGAUCAUAGCCUACCAGCCGUACGGGAGAUCUGUGGACUGGUGGGCGUUUGGAGUGCUGCUCUACGAGAUGCUUGCAGGACAGCCGCCGUUUGAUGGAGAGGAUGAGGACGAGCUAUUCCAGUCCAUCAUGGAGCACCAUGUGUCCUACCCCAAGUCCAUGUCCAAAGAGGCCGUCGCCAUCUGCAAAGGGCUGAUGACCAAGCACCCAGGGAAGCGUCUGGGGUGUGGACCGGAGGGGGAGAGGGACAUAAAGGAGCAUGCCUUCUUCCGCUACAUCGACUGGGAGAAGCUGGAGAACAAGGAGGUCCAGCCGCCAUUCAAACCUAAAUCGUGCGGGCGUGACGCGGAGAACUUUGACCGUUUUUUCACACGCCACCCCCCCGUGCUGACCCCCCCAGACCAGGAGCUUAUAGCCAACCUGGACCAGGAAGAAUUCAACGGCUUCUCAUUUGUUAACUGCGAGUUCUCCCUCACGAGUCACUGACCAUAUCCCACCAAUCAGGGCCCGGCCCGGCCCCCU
Gadus chalcogrammus (walleye pollock) is the source of this 2356-nucleotide messenger RNA. RefSeq names its product protein kinase C beta type. The transcript has 17 exons. Bases 311 to 2320 code for a protein of 669 amino acids. Gene Ontology annotation, molecular function: ATP binding; diacylglycerol-dependent serine/threonine kinase activity; zinc ion binding. NCBI's taxonomy places the organism in Eukaryota, Metazoa, Chordata, Actinopteri, Gadiformes, Gadidae. The record is from RefSeq and is a predicted model, not a curated record. Gene Ontology annotation, biological process: protein phosphorylation.